AUGGGCGCUGAUAAUGUCGCGAAACGUGCACUAUUGACCGGCAGCUUUCUGCUUUUCUCUUCAACUGUGGCGUUGUUCUGCCUGGAGCGGAAACGUUAUCGGCGUCAGCGAUUGACUUACAAGAAAUUGUCGAAAUCAUCUGAUCUUGGGGCAUCUUUUGGUUUGGAUAUUGGGGGGACACUGGCUAAGAUCGUGUACUUUGAGCGCUUUGAGGAUGGGAAUGAUAAGCGCAAACGGCCUCGCUCGGCUUCGCUGGACGUUGCAGCUCGUGAAAUGAAGAAAUUCCUGCGUGAGAAUCGGUCCUUUGGUACGACGGGAGUGCAGGAUGUACGACUGAGGACGUACUCUAAGACAUUAAAUGGGGUCUUUUAUUUUGUGCGAUUUGAUAGUAACAAGACACGAGAAGCAGUUGAAUUUAUUGCAAACAAUGGCAUUAAUCAGUCGCUGCGUCGUCUGCCCUGUACGGGUGGUGGGGCUCAUAAGUAUGGACCUGCAUUUAAUGAGAUUGCUGGGAUAGAGUUGGAAAAAUAUGACGAGAUCAACUGCACUAUUUUGGGGCUGCAUCUUUUACUUACGACACUAUUGGAUGAAAUGUACACUUUUGAGGUUGUUGAUUUUGACUCUUUAGCCGCAUCACGGGCGAAAAUAAUCCCAUCGGAUGCAGACGACAGUGUGUAUCCGUAUUUGCUUGUCAGUAUCGGGUCUGGUGUUAGUGUCCUGUAUGUAAAGGGACCUGAAGAUUAUGAGCGUGUAAGCGGCAGCAGCAUUGGCGGGGGCACCUAUUGGGGUCUUUGUCGUCUGCUGACUCACUGCGAGUCGUAUGAUGAAGCGUUGGAUUUGUGCGUUCAUGGCUCCAAUGAAACAGUCGACAUGAGCGUGGGAGAUAUCUAUGGUGGAGCAUACGAUAAGUUUAAGUUACCGGCAUCGACAGUUGCCAGCAGUUUUGGCAAAAUGAUCUCGGUAUCUCGCGAAAGUGUGAGUGAUGCUGAUCUUGCUCGAUCACUAUUGGUUAUGAUCACCCAAAAUAUUGGUCAGGUAGCCUUCCUGAACGCAACUUUGUACAAGACCAAAAACAUUUUCUUUGUUGGAAACUUUCUAAGGCACAACAAAAUUUCAUCAAGGACACUGGCGUAUGCAAUUAAUUUCUGGUCAAACGGGGCAAUGGAAGCGCGCUUUUGCAAGCACGAAGGUUAUCUUGGGGCUCUUGGAGCAUUCUUGCGGCAUGCCGAGGCGACUAAUGCUCACGGUAAAGAGUUUGUGUCAGCUACACGACGGUCGCACCCAUUGUCUUAA
This is a messenger RNA of Peronospora farinosa, 1293 nucleotides long. The record is from the annotation of a GenBank genome assembly. Lineage: Eukaryota; Oomycota; Peronosporomycetes; Peronosporales; Peronosporaceae.